Aegilops tauschii subsp. strangulata is the source of this 924-nucleotide messenger RNA. Lineage: Eukaryota; Viridiplantae; Streptophyta; Magnoliopsida; Poales; Poaceae. The record is from RefSeq and is a predicted model, not a curated record.
AUGGCCUCAUUGAUACUAUGGGACGAGGCCACCAUGACUAAGCGACAGGCGGUCGAGGCACUGGACAACAGCGUGCGCGACAUCAUGGGAAGACGGGACCGACCCUUUGGAGGAAAAACUGUUGUGUUUGGCGGGGACUUCAGGCAGGUGCUUCCGGUCGUCAGGAGGGGGUCCCGGGGUCAGAUAAUCGAUGCAACCCUUCGAAGUUCACACCUCUGGAAGGGUAUGCGCCAGCUAAGGCUCGUCACCAACAUGAGGGCUCAUAUAAUGACACCUGGUAAGGGUGACGACCUGGAGAAGCUGAUUGACCAUGUGUUUCCGAGACUAAAUGACAACAUUGCAGAAGACGACCCGUAUGGCUACUACGCUCCCGAGUUCCUAAAUGGAUUGACUCCCAACGGUCUGCCUCCGCAUGCACUCAAACUGAAGCUCAACUGCCCCGUCAUACUUCUGAGGAACAUUGAUCCGGCUAAUGGUCUGUGUAAUGGGACGAGGCUUGUGGUGCGAGGUUUCGAGAGGAACGCCAUCGACGCAGAAAUCGUGAUCGGACAACACGCAGGUAGGAGGGUAUUCCUUCCUCGAAUACCCCUAUGCCCGUCUGACAACGACAUGUUUCCAUUCAAGUUCAAGAGGAAGCAAUUUCCUGUAAGGCUUAGCUUUGCUAUGACGAUUAACAAGGCUCAAGGCCAGACGAUUCCGAUUGUUGGCGUGUACCUACCUAAUCUUGUGUUCUCUCAUGGUCAACUCUAUGUCGCACUGUCUCGAGCCACCGCAAAGAGAAACAUAAAGAUCCUCAUUGAGAAGGAGAAGGAGAAGGAGAAUGCCAAGAAGCAAAGCGGUAAACCUAAGAAGCGAAAAAGACCUGCCUUGUCCUUACAAACCUCGAUGAAGAACAUCGUCUAUCAGGAAGUCCUUACAGGCUGA